Molecule: messenger RNA, 886 nt
Organism: Triticum dicoccoides
Lineage: Eukaryota; Viridiplantae; Streptophyta; Magnoliopsida; Poales; Poaceae
Exons: 1
Coding region: 28-855 (275 amino acids)
Source: RefSeq, a predicted model, not a curated record
UCUGAAUUGGAACAAGUCACCCCUUUCAUGUUACCCCCAUUGCUUGAGUCAUUUAGCUUCAUCAACAGUGGUGCUACUGCUGCCAAGAUAUCUUGUAUCUCCUUUCGGGGUUGUUCACAGUUGAAGAAUAUACUUCUCAGAGGAAAUUUGGGGCGCCUGGGGGAGCUGGACCUCUCGGACAUGGCAGUGAAAACCCUUGACCUCACAGAAGUGGAAGCACCAAACCUCAAGCGUCUCAUGAUGUUGGGCUGUGAGAACCUCUGUGCAAUAUUAUGGCCAUCGAAAGAUAAAAGGACAUGGGUUUUGGAGAAGUUGCACAUCAGCACCGUCCAAUCUGCAUCAAAUAGCCAGAAUGAUUGGCAAGAGAUGACCAAGGAGGCUAGUGUUGCUGCAGGAUCAUCAUCCAUCCUUGCUUUUGGGGCUUCACCACAAGGCAUCGGUCGAACUGCAUCUUUUGAGUUUAAGUGGUACAUUUCUGUAGUGGACCCAAGGCUCAUGUGGUCGCUUCUUCCCUUUCAACAAUAUAUUGAGAGAAACUAUGUAUACAUGGAGAUUGAUUCAUCUUCUGCAAGUGGAGUUUCUGUUGGUGAUCGCGAAGUUCCUCAAGGCAUCGGGAGCCAGCGGCAGACUGAUCAAUACUUAUAUGCAAGAGAUGUCUUUCAAGAUCACCCGCAAGCUGUCAGUGCUGUUGAAGGUGUGAUCGACUGGAUGUGGCCUUGCCCACGUACUCCUACUCCAUAUCCUCAAUCCUGGUACUUUCACAUGCAAGAUGAAGAGAAGAUGGAGAGAGGAUCGUUACAGCAACAACACAACACUCAGAGGAUUAGAACCAGUGUUGCCUUAGCCCCUGUUUGAUGUGUGAUAAUGCAGGUAUGUUGUAUGUGCA